Molecule: messenger RNA, 1113 nt
Organism: Closterium sp. Naga37s-1
Lineage: Eukaryota; Viridiplantae; Streptophyta; Zygnematophyceae; Desmidiales; Closteriaceae
Source: the annotation of a GenBank genome assembly
AUGAGGAAAUUAGAUGGGAUUCUGGCGUGCGGUGCUCUAUUUCUGGGCCUCCACGCGCUGAUCGCUUCCGCUCGCGAUGUGAUCGACUUGACUCCGGAUAACUGGGAACUAGACGUGGGUCAGGAUUUCUACAUCUUCGUCAAGUUUUACACUCCAUGGUGCGGACACUGCAAGCGACUCGCACCCGAGUGGGAGAGGCUCGCCGCUGCCUUCAGGGCGUCUGUUUACGUUCACAUCGCACAGGUGGACUGCGACGCGCACAAGGAGCUCUGCUCCAAGUUCGGCGUCAGCGGCUAUCCCACGCUCAAAUGGUUCCCUCGCAACUCACUCACACCCGAAACGUACACUGGCGAUCGCGAGGCAGAGAAGCUGCUGGAGUUUGCCAACCAGAAAUCAGGGAGCAGAGCAGCACUGCCGGCAGGGAAGCCGUCAUUGGUGGUGGAGGUGACGCCUGACAACUUCACAGAGAUCGUCAAGGACAAGACAAAGCACGUUCUGCUUGAAUUCUACGCCCCAUGGUGUGGAAUGUGCAAAUCCCUUGCUCCUGAUUACGAGGCACUGGCAGAGACGUUUCAGUAUGAGCCAGACAUUGUGAUCGCCAAGUUUGAUGCUGACAAGUACAAGGGCACCGUUGAGAAGUACAAGAUCAAGGGGUACCCGGAGCUGCGCUGGUAUCCCAAGAACAACAAGAAGGGCGAGCCGUACCAGACGUCGCGCAACUUGCAGCCUCUGAUCGACUUUGUCAACGCCAAGGCCAACACCUUGCGCAAGAAGGGCGGCCUCCUGGAUGACGAUGUGGGGCGGAUCAAGGACCUGGACAAGAUAGCAGUGAAGUACGCCCUGGCAUCUAAGGAGCAGCGGGUGCAGCUGAGGACGCAGAUGAGCAACACCAUCGACUUUCUCAACGCCAAGAAGGACCCCUAUGCGCAGAUAUACAUGAAGAUCAUCGACCACAUUGACAGCAACGAGAGAUACCUGGCAGACGAGUAUGCCAGAGUUGAACGGAUGCUCAAAACGCCGCUCUCACCGGCCAAGGUAGACCAGUUCACGGUGCGCAAGCACAUCCUCACGGCCUUCCUCGAGUUUGACGAGGAGGAGGUGGCCAUCUCCUGA